Naegleria gruberi is the source of this 474-nucleotide messenger RNA. RefSeq lists its product as uncharacterized. The transcript has a single exon. The coding region runs from base 1 to 474 and encodes 157 amino acids. The record is from RefSeq and is a predicted model, not a curated record. Lineage: Eukaryota; Heterolobosea; Eutetramitea; Acrasida; Naegleriidae.
AUGGCAGCAAUUAUGGGUGAUCAUGUCUAUAUACCAGAUAAGAAAUUGGGAGUUGUAGUUUUGAAUUUAAGUAAUGGAGCAAGAAAUGAAGUAAUGGAACAAUUGGUACCACAAAUUGAGGAUGGUAUUGGAAUUGUGUUUGCUUCAGAAACUGAAAUGAUUCUCUCCAGGAGUGGAUCUUUGGAAUUGUGGACUAGGCCAUCGUAUGAUAUUUCUGAAAAGUGGAGUUUGCAGGUGAAGAGAGAGGCUGCCAAGGAGAGGGGUUACUUGUUCCUAUUCAAUAUGGCCUAUGAGAGGAGUAGUGAGCUACUCUAUGUAUUGGAUUGUGAUAUAAUGAGAGUGAGUGUCAUUGGUAAGAAUACUCUGGAUAUUAUCAAGACAUUUGGAGAGGAUUUGAAUUUGACUUCUAUUUGUAUUGAUGAAGAGAAGGGUCAUCUUUACUGUUGUUAUAAUAACAUUGUAAUUUACAAUUAA